AUGAUCGUAGGCGAAAGUCACUCUUGGUCCUUGGUUGAUCCCAAUCUUUACAUCGAUCUAACUUAUACAAUGAGAUUCGCCUACGCAGCUUCCGUUUUGUUUGCCACUUUGGCGCUAGCCGCCCCUGUCGCUCUACAAAAAAGGGCCGCUCUUGGGGACAUCGAUAUCCUGCAAUUUGCGUUGACUUUGGAGCAUCUUGAAAAUGCUUUCUUCAAACAAGGGCUUUCGACUUGGUCGGUGGACGAGUUUGUCAAAGCCAACUUCACGGAGAGCUUUUAUUCGCAGUUAAAAUACAUCACACACGACGAGGAGACCCAUGUACUCUACUUGGAAGCCGCCCUCAAGACUGCCGGUGCUACUCCGGUUGCCGCUUGCUCCUACAAAUUUCCUAUGACAAACCCACACGAUUUUGUAGCACUUGCGGCGACGAUCGACGGUGUUGGUGCGGCUGCGUAUCUCGGAGCCGCGCCUCUACUCACCUCCAAAUCCUACUUAACGGCUGCUGCGUCCAUUCUGGUCACAGAAGCGCUUCACCAGUCUGCAACGCGUAACGCUGUCGGAGAAGUACCUAUGGCCAAUCCCUUUGGCACACCCAUGGGUGCCAACGCUGUAUAUUCGAUUGCAUCACAAUUCAUUACUUCCUGUCCUGACUCAAAUACACCUUUGCCAGUAAAGCCCUACCCAGGCCUCACCAUAUCCCAAGGCAUGCCAGUUGCCGUUAAUACUUCGGUUUCGUUUUCCGUUGAUGGUCAACUUCCAUCUGCACAAUGCUACAUCACUUUUGUAAGCGGAUUGGACAUUCUUCCAGUCGAAGGCUCCGUAUCCAAUGGUAUGAUUUCUGCUGAAAUUCCCUCUCAAGUUUCUGGGCAGUCGUAUGCGUUUGUCACCUCCGACAACUCUGGUAAUUUGACUGAUACGUCAAUUCUAUUUGGUCCAGCCGUCCUAGAGGUUACACCAUCUAGCCCAACAUUUGACCUUUCUAUCACGUAA
Messenger RNA from Lachancea nothofagi CBS 11611, 990 nucleotides. Lineage: Eukaryota; Fungi; Ascomycota; Saccharomycetes; Saccharomycetales; Saccharomycetaceae. The record is from the annotation of a GenBank genome assembly.